This is a messenger RNA of Oncorhynchus kisutch (coho salmon), 2097 nucleotides long. RefSeq names its product P2Y purinoceptor 14-like. Gene Ontology annotation, cellular component: membrane. The record is from RefSeq and is a predicted model, not a curated record. The transcript has 3 exons. Gene Ontology annotation, biological process: G protein-coupled receptor signaling pathway. Bases 446 to 1525 code for a protein of 359 amino acids. Gene Ontology annotation, molecular function: oxysterol binding; G protein-coupled receptor activity. NCBI's taxonomy places the organism in Eukaryota, Metazoa, Chordata, Actinopteri, Salmoniformes, Salmonidae.
GUUUCGUGUUGGUCUAUUUUUUUGUUAUUUUGUCUUAGUGUUCUGAGUUAAAAUAAAUAUUAACAUGGACACUUACCACUUUGCAUUUUGGUCCGAUCUUGACUACUCCUCAUCAGAUGAAGAGGAUUGUUACAAUAACCUGAAGUUGAGUAAACCUAGACCCCCCCCAAGACCUUUGGGUUGCUGGAGUGUGAGAUCAACGUCGUGACAGGGCCCUCAGAACUGUCUGUCUCAUUUUCCCUUCGCUGAAAGCUUUGCGAUUGAGGAAGCAUACAUCAGCUGUCUUAACAGGGAUGAUUUGAUGGUUGAAUCACGUCACAUCUCAGUAUUUCCUUGAUGGGACAGGGUUCUGUCAAAAGCACUGCUCAUGCACAGGAACUCAUUCAUUUCAGUCUGAGACUGAGUGGAGUGGAGGGCAGAGCAGCUACCCAUUUGAUUGAUCAGCAUGUGUCGUCCGUGUGAUUCAGCUUGUGUCUCGGCCUUUGGGACUAGAUCGAAUACCACCGUCAGUGGGACGAUGAUGGAACUAGGAGUUAACACCAGCAGGGUUGAUGUAAACGGCAACUGUGAGAUCCAUGACGGCAUCCUGUCUCCUGCCUUACCCAUUCUCUACUCAAUAAUCUGCUUCUUCGGUCUGGUCAGCAACACCAUGACCAUAUUUGUGUUCUUCCUGAAGAAGCACUCCAACUCAUCUAUGGCUGUGUACCUGAGACACCUGGCCAUAGCUGACUUCCUGUUGGUGCUGUGUCUGCCUAUGCGGGUCUAUUACCACAACAGCCAGGGCCCCUUCUACAUCUGCAAGGUGCUGGGCAUCUUUUUCUACGUCAACAUGUAUGCCAGCAUUCUGUUCCUCAGCCUGAUCAGUCUGGAUCGCUACCUGAAGAUCAUCAAGCCUGUGUGGGUCCUGAGAAUCCACAGGGUGCGGUGGAGCCACCGGGCGUCCUUCUCGGUGUGGGCAAGCCUGAUCCUGGGCAUGUCUCUGUUCUUCCUCAGGAAUGACAGGCAGCAACCCUGUGACAAGAUCUGCUUCCACUUCCACCAUAAAGGUCUCCUGGGGGGCCUGGCCAAUCUCACCAUGGUGGCCUUCUUCUGUGCCACCUUCAUCCUCUUCCUCUGCUUCUACGCCAGCAUAACCACCAAGGUGAGGACCAUGUCCUUAGGGAACCUGGACCCCAAGGCCCAGCGGAAGAAGAGCAGGGUGGUCCGGAAGACUUUUGUGGUGCCGGUGAUCUUCACACUGUGCUUCCUGCCAUACCACCUGGUGCGAGUGCCCUACGUGCUGGCCCAAAUGGAUCUGAUUCAGGCCCUGGACAGUAAGCAGAUUCUUCACAUCCUCAAUGAGCUCACUCUGCUCCUGUCUUCCCUCAACAGCUGUCUGGACCCCAUAAUCUACUACUUCCUGUCUUGCACCUAUAGGAGGACUAUCCUCUGUGCCCUGCAGGGGCAGUUCAAGACCAUGUAUGCUGUUAACAGUAGACGCAACAGUAGACGCAUCAGUAUUAAUCAAUCUUUUACAGAGAUAUAGAGCUAUCUAAGGCAGGGAGUUUUUAACAUUUUGCACAAUGGGGUUAAACAUCUAUUUAGAUUAGUAACUGAGAAAUGAUGUAUAAUAAUGUACAAUACAUGUUAAUCCUGUUGAUACUAUUGACUCUAUAAAAUAAAGUAUAGAAGGGUAUUAUUGAAUGUACAUUAUGAAAGAUUAAUAUAUAUAUAUAUGAACUCUUGUUAUCAAGUUCUUACUGGCCUUUGUAGAUAUAAUUGUUGGUCCAGUAAGAAUGGUGUUUGUACAGAUACUUAUACAGUCUGUUAUUUGAGUAUAUUACUCACACUUAUGGUGACCUUAGGUUGUCAUGGUUAAAAGGGCAUUAUAAACCAGGUGGUUCGAGCCCUGACUGGUGAUGCUGAUUGGCUGAAAGCCGUGGUAUUCCACGGAUAUGUCCCCCAAAAAAGGUUUAUUGUCACAACCUCUGUCUGAAAAUGUACGAAUUCGAUGAAGUACUAACAAAAGCUGUAAUGGCCAUGUUGUGUCAGUCUUGUACACUUUUUAAAAUAUGUUUUUCUGCCAUGAGAUCAAUAAAUGUAUAUUUCCACACAAUA